UUUGUGAGGCAGUCUGUGUACAGUGCGGAGUCGUAGCAGGAUGAGCUCGGUCCCGGGGUUGCAAGAGGAUUGUGAGGAGCUGCUUGGCGCCUUCCAGGAGGCCGACACCGUCCGCUUCGAGCGCUUCGCCGAGCUGUGGCGGGAGCGCCGCUUCCACACCAUCUUCUAUGGUAGAAUAAGAGCUUUGGAGAGGAAUAAGCUCACAAAGAAGACUUUAGAACUGGCACAGCAGUACUUCCUGCCCCCAUAUGCUUUCCAGAUUCGAGUUGGUGCUCUGUACCUUUUGUAUGGACUCUACAAUACACAGCUUUGCCAGCCCAAGCAAAAGAUCAGAAUUGCACUCAAGGAUUGGCCUGAAAUCCAGAGAUUUCAACAAGAUCUGAUAGACUCCCAGCAUUAUGAUGCAGUGUACAUCUUUAGGAGGCUGCGACUUGCCAGAGCAUUCCAUUUCACAGCAAUGCCAAAGCUGCUGAACUACCGAACUAAGAAGAAAAUUCAGGAAAAGGAAUUUAAAGAAGAAUUUAAGGACCCAAGUAACAGAGUGAACAGCCUCAUCACCAAUGAUGUAUUGGAGGAACUAAUGAAUAUUCAUGACCACUAUCAGAAAAUGAAGUGUGUCAUUUCAGCUGACAAAUCCCAGCCAGACAAGGCGCUUAGCUUGAUAAAAGAUGAAUUUGUAGUUAAUCUUAAAGACAUAACAUUGGAACAUCAGGAAUGGCAGCAGAACAGAAUGAAACUAUUUCUAAACACUAAAGAAAUUGGUGAAACAACAAACAAAAAGGAAGAAGAAACUUUGGUAGAAUCAGAGGGCUCUGAAAGAGCAAAUGCAUUGGCUAGAAUCAAAUACAAGUCUUACUCUGCGGUUGUUGAGGCUUCUAAAUCCAGAAGACAUCGUCAAGUAAAAUUGGAAUCCUGUGAAUCAGGAUCAAAUUAUGGGAAAUCUCCAAACAAAAGUAGAAGGAACAGGAGACCACAACCAGCAAGAAGAAGAGAUUCUUUGGAGAUUAAAGGUGAAAUGCAAAUGGCAAAGGAAGCUGUUACUCAUCAUAUUGGAAUGCCUGUGAUCACAGAGGAAAACUCAGAUGAAGAAGAAGUAUCUGUCCCCAAGAGGAAAAGAAGAUGUUAGAGGAUCCAGUCAGAGAAGCAUUAAUGUUCAUUUCAAUGAAAAAAUACAAAUGUCAGAGGUAAUACGAAGUACUUUGAGUAUGCAACAAGAAGUGUCUGGGACCAGAAUUACAGGUGCUGCUGGAGUACUGGUGGUGAUAUCUUAGCUGUCUCGGUACAGCACCUGGUGCCUGUAUUCACCUGGUGGAUGCUUUUUGUGGGAGACAAGAGUUGUUGUGCCCUGUUUGAGGUGGAAAGAGAAGAUGGCUCCUUGUUGUAUUGCUUGUACCAUGUAAGUUACCACUUGGAACUUGUAUUGGUCUGCAGUGAUGGUAUUAACUGAGACUGUUAAAAGAACAGCUACAAAAUACUUGUCUGUUUGAGACAUGUUUGUAAUCUUUUCUCUCUGAACAUGAAAUUAAGGUUAUUGACUGUUAAAAAUCAGUAU
Molecule: messenger RNA, 1552 nt
Organism: Dryobates pubescens (Downy woodpecker)
Lineage: Eukaryota; Metazoa; Chordata; Aves; Piciformes; Picidae
Gene: SNAPC1
Product: small nuclear RNA activating complex polypeptide 1
Exons: 10
Coding region: 41-1126 (361 amino acids)
Biological process (GO): snRNA transcription by RNA polymerase II; snRNA transcription by RNA polymerase III
Cellular component (GO): snRNA-activating protein complex
Molecular function (GO): sequence-specific DNA binding
Source: RefSeq, a predicted model, not a curated record